AUGGCAUCUUCUAGAGGCAACCAUCCGACAACAACCACAACAACAUCAACUCCGUUCGACUUGCACAACGACAAUCGUGCCACGCAACAACAAAAACAUUACCAACAGAGACAAAACUUUUACCCAUCUAACGAUUUGUACUACAAUUUCCACAACCACCACCAACACCAGUUUCAGCAGCAGCAGCAACAACAGCACCAACAACAACACUGCUACUACCCUCCUUACAUGCCACACCUGAAUUACCAACAACAACUUCACUACCAACAACAGUUUCUGCAACACCAUCAACUCAAACAGCAACAGCAGCAGCAGCAACAACCUCACAACAAUCAACAACUACACAAACAACAGCAACAACACAACAACCACAAACAACAACGUAGCAAGGACAAAGAUGAUUGCGACGACGAGGAUAAUCGUGAUCAGACAUAUGAUAGUUAUUUCAUCCCAUCGGCAAACAUUAACGGAGCCUACAGAGCCACCAAACCACAACCAGCGACUAACACUAACAUUUAUUCAAAUAUCUUUCAAUGUAUUCACUGA
This is a messenger RNA of Helobdella robusta, 546 nucleotides long. RefSeq lists its product as hypothetical. The record is from RefSeq and is a predicted model, not a curated record. Lineage: Eukaryota; Metazoa; Annelida; Clitellata; Rhynchobdellida; Glossiphoniidae. The transcript is spliced from 2 exons. Bases 1 to 546 code for a protein of 181 amino acids.